AGCCAUGUUGGCUCAAACAGGCUGCUGAAACUUCGGGGCCGGUUGGGGGGCUCCUUCUUGUGUAGUUGUUGAGCAGAGCAGUUGCCGGGAUGGACGAUGUCGAGGUCGCAGCAGCUGUCGAGAUGGGGGACUCCAAUGCAAGGCGGGGCGCGUUUACCGACGACGCCGGACCUGACGAAGGAAGCGGCGCCCGUCCUGGCCCACCUGGCGGUCGGCCGCGCGGCGCGGUGACGGGCGGCUGGGGCUUCGACGCGCCAGACAACGAUGCCAGUAGUGCCCCGGCGCAUCGACCUUUUGCAGAGUCGCCGCAACCGGCCCAGGAGGUCAAGCGGGGCCAUUUCGACGACGACAACGAGCUCGUCCCGACCAUCCCAGACCUGGAGGAGGAGGCGGAGGAGGACAUCACGCGUCAGGUCGCCGCGCCGCCAGCAGCCGCACCGACAAUUAUGGCGCCUGUGCGCAGUGUCAGGGAGCUCGACGUCGCGCUCGCAGGGAAGGCCUCGCAGCUGCCCGCGACCCCAGAAGAGGGCGUGGACCUGGCACCCCUGAUGCAGUGCCUGUGCUCCGAGAAGCUCGUGUUCGAAAAGGACGAGACCUGGGACCACGAGCUCAUCUUCCAGGAGGUCGCCAGCGCGAUGAACUCCGACGCCGCCAAGGACGAGGAGGGCGAAGCGGAAGAAGACAACAAGAUCGGCAACACGAACACGGGCACGUGAGCGUUCCCACCGACGACGCUGGCAGGUUGAGCGGAACCACGCAGCUUUAGGUGCCCAGAGCCCGCGCCACGUGCCUUUGCAUGACACCGCGCUGAUGCAUGACGCGUCGAUGUGUUGUUGGUCACGGCUGCAUCUUCGGUGUGGGCCGCCGGGGCCGGCCGGGAUUGGCGUUGAUGGUGUGAAGCACUGCUCAGUGGCUCGCCAGGAAUGUCGGUGUAGCCAGCUGAAAACGCGCAGCUCGCAUAGCCAUCGCCAUACUGGUUCUUCUGGUGGUUCCAGCCUCGUGCUUGCGGUGUGC
This is a messenger RNA of Prorocentrum cordatum, 1014 nucleotides long. Lineage: Eukaryota; Dinophyceae; Prorocentrales; Prorocentraceae. The record is from the annotation of a GenBank genome assembly.